GUUACCAUAUAUACACAUAGAGGCACUCAGAUAUAUAGAUAGUGCCCUCCUCUUCUUCCCCUUCUAUUUCUCUAUCUACUUUAUCUCCCCUACUUUCUCUCUCUAUAUAUAUACACAUAUAUAUCAGUUGAUAUAUAUAUAUAUAUAUAUAUAUAUAUAUAUUUGUCUUCCUAGAUAGCUCUUUCUUUCUCGUGUGUGUGUGUGUAAAGAUGAUGUACGAACAGCAACAAGUUAAGAUUGAUGGGAGGAAGAAGACAGACAGGAGAAGAGCGCCAAUACAAGAAGCUGAAAGGCUUGAAAUUGUGGAUUUGAGUGGGAUGUCUUUGGAGUCUCUCCCUAACCCUUCUCUCAAUUUAGGCACCAUCUGCAAAUUAGACCUCUCCAAUAAUAAUCUACAGGGCAUACCAGAGUCUCUAAUAGCAAGAUUGCUAAAUGUGGUGGUGCUGGACGUGCACUCAAAUCAGCUCAAGUCCCUCCCAAAUUCAAUGGGGUGUCUCUCAAAGCUCAAGACUUUAAAUGUUUCCGGCAAUCUUCUUGAAUCACUCCCCAAGACUAUUGAAAAUUGCAGAUCACUGGAGGAGCUGAAUGCCAACUUCAACAAGCUAACCAGACUCCCAGACACCAUAGGGUUUGAGCUGGUGAACCUGAAGAAGCUCUCAGUGAACUCCAACAAGCUCGUCUUCCUCCCUCACUCCACGUCCCACCUCACCACCCUCCGCGUCCUCGACGCCCGCCUCAACUGCCUCCGUUCCCUCCCCGAGGACCUCGAAAACCUCAUCAACCUCGAAGUCCUCAAUGUCAGCCAGAACUUCCAGUACCUCGCCACCCUACCAUACUCCCUGGGCCUCCUCAUCUCCCUCGUCGAAUUGGACGUCAGCUACAACAAGAUCACUGCCUUGCCCGACUCCGUCGGCUGCCUCAAGAAGCUCCAGAAGCUGAGUGUUGAGGGGAACCCUAUGGUGUCGCCGCCACCGGAGGUGGUGGAGAGGGGAGUGUAUGCAGUGAAGGAGUACCUGAGCCAGAGGAUGAAUGGGGCACACAAGGAGUCCCCCAAGAAGAAGACUUGGAUGGGGAAGCUCAAGAAAUAUGGUACAUUCAAUGGUGCACUGUCCAAUAAUGUACCACGUAAUAGUGAGGAGAGAGAAGGGUUUAUAAUGCCCAAUUAUAGGAGCAUUGAUGGGCUUGCUUCACCAAGAUACAUGGGGAUGUUUUCACCAAAACGUUUGUUCUCACCCAAGACCUACUUUACAAGAUGAACGGGAAAUCGAUUUGCAUGGCAGAAGCUUCUUGCGCUCGAUCUGCAUUGCAGGGCAGAAGUUUCAAGUCUCGUGCAUUGAAUUAGCCUUUAUAUAUAUAUAUAUAUAUAUUUAUGUUUCUGUAUUUAUGUUUAUGUAAUAAUUGUGUAUGGGUAAACUUCAUGCAUUGAGGUUUGAAGUGGUUUUUUUUGUUUUUUUGUGUUGUGAUAUAUUUAGGUUUUGAGAUUUGAGUGGUAUAAGGUUUUGGUAGUCAUGGAGUUUUGGUAUGCAUUUACAUUGAGAUUACAUAGUGGUUGGUAGUCAUGGAGUUUUGGUAAAUGGGUUUUAUAGCCCGUGUUUGAAAAACUAAAUGGUUCAAGUUUCAGAAUGUUGAACCUUUUCUUUCAGUUGGAUGUUUUAUGUUCAUGAA
Molecule: messenger RNA, 1665 nt
Organism: Cornus florida
Lineage: Eukaryota; Viridiplantae; Streptophyta; Magnoliopsida; Cornales; Cornaceae
Product: plant intracellular Ras-group-related LRR protein 6-like
Exons: 3
Coding region: 210-1256 (348 amino acids)
Molecular function (GO): protein binding
Source: RefSeq, a predicted model, not a curated record